AUGAAGAAAAAUGAAAUUGAAUUUCAAGAUAAUUCUAUAUCCAUUAAGAGAUAGCCUCUUUUAGAUAGAAAAUAAAGUUAGGAUAAGAAAGAUGUUCUUAGAAAAUCAUCAUUUUAUGAUGGUGCUUUAAGUUAAUUAAAAAAAUCUAUUCUUGAAGUUAGUAAACAUUAAUUGAUUGAUAAACAUGUAUUUAUAUGAUAUAUGGUAGCCAUCUCUUUAAGAAUUAUAUGAUUCCUUAUCCUUAAUGAGUCUUUAAUAGAAAUGCCAUUAACUUUUAAAAUCUGUCUAAGAAUAAGAAGUCUAAGAAAUUCUAGCCAUAUUAGAUCAUUUUAAUACAAUUUCACCUAAACCAAAACUUAAAGAAAUUUAUGAUUAAAAAUAAUAGACUAUUCUUCAUAUAUCAUGCUUUAAAAACUUACCAACUGUUGUUGACAGAAUUUUAAUGUAUGAAAAAGCUAAUUUAACAAUUGAGGAAUUUAAUAUAUGGAUAAAUUUGAAAAAUAAGGAUUCAUUCACAGCAGUUCAUUUUGCUGCUUAUGUUGGAUCAUUAUAAACAUUAGAAAUUUUAAAAAAAUUUGGAGUAGAUUUAAAAGUAAAAAAUGAAUAGGGUCAAAAUGCACUAUCUAUUGCAGCUUAAGGAGAUUAAGUUUCUGCUAUGGUUUGGCUAUAUAUGUAAGGGUUGUCUUAUACAGAAUAAGAUGAGAAAGGUGGAACUCCUUUACAUUGGGCUACUUAUUAUGGAAGUGAGUUUGCUGUAUAAUUUUUAUUGAGUUGGUUAUAAAAAACAAAGGAAGGCAAAAAAAUUAUUAAUUAGUAAGAUACUGAAGGAAUGACACCUUUACAUUUAGCAGCAAUGACAGGAAAUUAAAGGAUUGCUAAAAAACUUCUUUAUAAAGGGAGUAAAAAAAAUAUUAGAGAUAAAAGAAAUUAAACUCCAGCUUAAACAGCUUUAGAAAAUGAAUACGAAAUAAUCUAUAAAAUUUUGGAAACAAAUAAUUGUCUAUUAGAAUUUUUAAAUAUCCGAACAAGGUAAAUGCUAAGUUCACUCUUAUUAGUUAUAAACCUGCCUCAAUCAGUUGGAGUUAGAUAUGUUCAUUUUUUUUUAUAUAUUUCUAUUGCAUGAUUGGUUCCGUGAUUUUUGUAUAUCCAUUUUUUGAUACUGAUGUUUGGUUAUAAUAUUUAUCCAUAGCUUCAUUUUUAAUUGGAUUAAUUUUUUAUUUUUUGACUAUGUAUAUUAGUCCAGGAUAUGUUAAAAAAAAUGAUGAUUCAAGAAAACUAUUUUCACUUCUCACUUAAUAUGAACCUUGGGAAUUAUGUCCAGAAUGUUAAAUACAUAAACCAUUAAGAUCAAGACAUUGUGAAUUUUGUUAAAGAUGUGUAAUUGUUUAUGAUCAUCAUUGUCCUUGGUUAAAUAAUUGUGUAAAUAUUUAUAUUUUUAAUUAAGAUAGGAGCUAAAAAUUAUCCAUAUUUUAUUUGUUUUAUUUGGACAAUCUUUAUAAACUUAAUUCAUUUAAUUAUAUUGAAUGCAAUAUUUUUGAUACGUGAUUAUCCUAGUUCAAUAAAUAAUAGUCGUUAUCCAUGGUUUAAUCAAGUCAAUAAUAUAAAAGCACUCGAUAUCUCUAAAAUAUGUGUUCAAUCAUCUAUUUUAAUUUUAUGUAUACUUUUUCUAUUUCCUUUGGCAUAUUUGAUCUAUGUUUAAAUGGACAAUUUAUUUAGAAAUUAAACUACUUUUGAAAAAUAUCGAUAAGAAGAAUAAACUAAUGUUUAAGGUUCAAAAGAUAAAAAGAGUUAAUAAACUAUUGAGUAUAUAAAUAUCAAUAUUGUAGUUCUACUUCAUCUAUUAAAUCAUAAAUGUCACAUAAUAUAUCAUGUUCAAAUUGUAUAGAAAUGUGUUGCAAUAAUUCAAAAAAUACUUCAUAUCAAAUAUGA
Messenger RNA from Paramecium pentaurelia, 1929 nucleotides. The record is from the annotation of a GenBank genome assembly. Lineage: Eukaryota; Ciliophora; Oligohymenophorea; Peniculida; Parameciidae.